AUGACAACCCUCAAAUCCAACAAGGCCACCGCCCCCGUCAGCCUCAUGUCUAAACACAGCCUGUCCUCGUCUAAGAACAAGAGGAACCAGAGUAGAGGACACAGAAGAACCCCUGCAGCUGUAGCUGCUCAACUCGGACUACCUACGGCAGAGAGCACUGUUCGCCCUGAAGCUGUAGCUGCUCAACACGGACUACCUACGGCAGAGAGCACUGUUCGCCCUGAAGCUGUAGCUGCUCAACACGGACUACCUACGGCAGAGAGCACUGUUCGCCCUGAAGCUGUAGCUGCUCAACACGGACUACCUACGGCAGAGAGCACUGUUCGCCCUGAAGCUGUAGCUGCUCAACACGGACUACCUACGGCAGAGAGCACUGUUCGCCCUGAAGCUGUAGCUGCUCAACACGGACUACCUACGGCAGAGAGCACUGUUCGCCCUGAAGCUGUAGCUGCUCAACACGGACUACCUACGGCAGAGAGCACUGUUCGCCCUGAAGCUGUAGCUGCUCAACACGGACUACCUACGGCAGAGAGCACUGUUCGCCCUGAAGCUGUAGCUGCUCAACACGGACUACCUACGGCAGAGAGCACUGUUCGCCCUGAAGCUGUGGCUGCUCAACACGGACUACCUACGGCAGAGAGCACUGUUCGCCCUGAAGCUGUAGCUGCUCAACACGGACUACCUACGGCAGAGAGCACUGUUCGCCCUGAAGCUGUAGCUGCUCAACACGGACUACCUACGGCAGAGAACACUGUUCGCCCUGAAGCUGUAGCUGCUCAACACGGACUACCUACGGCAGAGAGCACUGUUCGCCCUGAAGCUGUAGCUGCUCAACACGGACUACCUAAGGCAGAGAGCACUGUUCGCCCUGAAGCUGUAGCUGCUCAACACGGACUACCUACGGCAGAGAGCACUGUUCGCCCUGAAGCUGUAGCUGCUCAACACGGACUACCUACGGCAGAGAGCACUGUUCGCCCUGAAGCUGUAGCUGCUCAACACGGACUACCUAAGGCAGAGAGCACUGUUCGCCCUGAAGCUGUAGCUGCUCAACACGGACUACCUACGGCAGAGAGCACUGUUCGCCCUGAAGCUGUAGCUGCUCAACACGGACUACCUACGGCAGAGAGCACUGUUCGCCCUGAAGCUGUAGCUGCUCAACACGGACUACCUACGGCAGAGAGCACUGUUCGCCCUGAAGGACAUAGUGGCUCGGCAUCUUUCUGAGAGAGAUGUGUCUGAAGACCAGCCUAUGCCUCCCAGCCCUGUUCUCCAGGCUUCCGCCACCACAGAACUGACAUCCAGAAAGAUCAUGUUCUCAACGUAUGCUGAUUACUCAGGAAAGAGACAGAAAAGAAAUGUCUCAGAAGGAGGUGAAUGCAUGCUGUCUAUCGCCUCCCACCUUAAGCCAUUUGCCAAUGAGGAUCUGGGUGCCUGUGAUGGUACUAACUCUUGCUUAACUGAGAUCCAGUGUGCACAAGUUGACACUCAACAACUUGACAGGCAGAUAAACAUUAUCAUGGCUGAGAUCCUUCCCAUUUUGAAGGAGCGUGUAGAGGAGGAGCUCUUCUUAUCUCCUGGCCUCCAUCAGACACAAGGUUCUGGCUCUGACAGAGCAAAGGGGCGGGAGCAAAGAAUUCAUCCGGUUCUUCCACAAACAGCUCAAUGAUGUUCUGCAGAGUUCCAUGGCUCAGUAUGCAGGGAGGCCGUUGAGAGAAAGUGGUGGUGAUCUACUGGGGGACCUCUCUGAGAUCAUCUUCAAUGAGCUGGCCUUCUUCCACCUGAUGCAGGACAUGAACAGCUCAGCAGUCAAGCAGAACAUUCAAUGCACCAACACCAUCACAGCUCCUGCAGUGAAAUGGACCUGCUACCCUGAUGAGACAAAAUCAUUGGCGGAACAACAGCCAUACCCGACAGCACUGGAAGAUGAAGAUAAAGACAAGGAUGAAGCAGAGCGGAGGGAGAAUGUGCUGAGGCAGGGGAAAGGAUGACUAGUUUGAAAGAAAACAGCUGCAAUGAUGCCUUAGAAGGAGAAGAAGUGGAAGAUC
This is a messenger RNA of Coregonus clupeaformis (lake whitefish), 2045 nucleotides long. RefSeq names its product sialidase-like. Bases 1 to 1224 code for a protein of 407 amino acids. NCBI's taxonomy places the organism in Eukaryota, Metazoa, Chordata, Actinopteri, Salmoniformes, Salmonidae. The transcript is spliced from 9 exons. The record is from RefSeq and is a predicted model, not a curated record.